GCUGAUUCACCUUCAGGCUGCGGUCUACCCCGCCUGUAAGAGGGAAAAGUCAACACGCGCGCCCUACGGCCGAGCUCGUAAACUGCGUUAGUAGAUGAGGCAGAAGCGGGCAACAAUCUGUCAUAUUGGCUCGAGUUUAACCGACCGUUGUCCCCAAAACCGUUAUAUUAAGCUUAGGUAAGGGACGUGGUAUCAAGGUUUCCCAAGUUAUCCAAACUGUCAAUGCGCGGUCGCUUUCCAGAGUCUUGUGGUUGCCAUACGUGACCGGCGGGUGUCAGAUAAACGGGUUUAUAUCGCAUUUCUGGAUGGAUUCUACCGCAACUAAGCAGCUUUGUGAACUCCUUUCAUCAUGGGCCCAGGUUUAGAGACGAUCAAGAAUUUCUCGAAUCGGCUCACUCGUUUUAGACACCACAGAAAUCAAGAGACUACCGACGAUAACCACAACAGCAAGGAGUCAUCUCUGAAUCUGAAUCAAGCACCGGCCUCGGCUUCGACUUCGCUAGCCGCGAACCAGGCCCACUCUAAGAAAGCUCUGGGAGCGUUCCCCUCAGCAUCCCCCCAUACGCCAUCUACGACGCCUUCAAGUCAAGGGCCCGGCUUAUCGCAGCCGUCGAAACUACCGCCUAUGGCAGAGAACAAGCCAGGACCCCCUAACAUGGCAUCCUCUUCAUUUUUCCCUGGGUCGUCGAAGACUUUUCCCGCCACUAAAGCAGCUUUUGGCGAAAACUUGCAUAAGUCUACGUCAAAGGGACAGAGCUUCAACGGCAAUGGCCAGAAAGGCAACCUCGGUAGUCGAUUUAACCCUAUCGACUUAACCGAAACUUCGACUACUCAUCCGACUCAUAGUACUUUUCAGGUCCCCGACUAUUCCGAGUCUUCCCAAGGACCUUUCGGGACGACUAAGCCUGGACAUCCAACGCUUUCGUGGUGUCCAGCCCCCCCGACCAAUCCGCACCAUCCACCCCACUCUUAUCCUGCAGUCCCGUCGAUGCCAAACCAAUUUCAUCCGGGCGCCCCGUGGGAAUUCAUGGACCAACUCCCAGAUGGUGUAAUCCCGCACCCCGCGCCCGACUUCCCGUUCACGCAGGAAUUAUGGGCCUCGUCUAUGUUAGAUCAUUUGUUCGCGCAGCAACAGCCGUUCGGUGGUUAUCUCCAACCACCGGGACAAGCCGUCGGCCAGAACGCUUCGGCCGAGAAGAUGCCCGCUCAGCAUAUGGGCGUGCAGUGGGGCUUAUCAGGAUACAACGCGGCUUUCCCAAUUCCCUCGCCUGAGCUGCCGAGGGAAACCGAGGCCGAGAAGAUGGCGAUCGACGUCGAAAGUCCCGGAAACAGUAGCGAAUCAUCAGCAGAUCUAGAACGGUCUCCGGAGGAUAUAGCUGCGAUCGGUUUGGCUGUGAAAGAGCUGGAGCCCUUGCAAGAAUUCGUUCGCGGGUGCCUUAGGCAAACGUGUACUAGGUGUACGAGGAAUCUUAAGAGCGUGCCCAAGCCCAUGGAGUCUACGGACGUUGUGAAGAUGACUACGGGAUGGACCAAGGCCGGAGGAAAGGUGCUGCUAGGUGCUGCGUGCCAGAACGUAUUUUGCACGGCGUCGACGUGUCUCGGUUGUGGGAAAGCGAUCUCCUCUGUCGGGAUGAACGGGUCGAGUGCUGAGCUUAAUGUCUCCGGAACGAAGAUCACCGUGAGCUGGUGCUGCGAUGCUGGACGACUUGCCGCAAUCUGGGCUCUCGCCUGCGGUUGGGACGCCCCGAGUUGGAAGUCUCGAACUGUGAGCCGCGUAGUUAGCAAGGUCCGAGAACGAGCCAACACCAAAUCUGCCGCGGUGCAGUGUGCGCUGGAGCCGUCGCAUCCCCAAGCCAACGCUAGAGGAGUUGGCUACGGUGGUGGGCGACUAGAGUACUUCCCGUUUCCCAAUCUCCCCUACCUCCACCCGCGAUCGCGUACCCGCCCUACACCUAAAAAGCCGGUAGAUAUUCAAGAGUGUCUCUUACACGAAGCCUAUUUCCGGAUCGUGACUGUGCUACUUCCGUCUUGCACGCGGACAAACCCCCUCGACGUUUCGCCGCCUACCUUCUUCGCACAUAUGCUUUCACGCAGCCCCCUGAUGGAAAAGGCUGCGGCGAUGCUGAGCAACGACUCUAUCGACGAGGUUGCUCGUCAGUACCAGGUUCAUGACGCCGUGCUGAACUUUUUCGAUGCUCUAGGAACCCACCCGGCAACAGCGCAGCUAGUGUAUAACGACCGCUGCCUGUAUCAUCCGAAAGGCGGGAGUCUGUUGGAGGUCUCAGUCGGUCCUAUCAAAAACAAGGGCAGGAUCCUCGUCAAGGACACCGGCAAAUCUCUGCUCGCGUUGAUGGACAAGCUGGCGGCUCAGUCCAUGACGGUUCUCCGACAUGCUAAGACUAACCGUGCCGAGUUCCAGAGCAGAGAGGGAACGGACAUGCUAAACAUUAGCGAGCGAAUUAGCCAGCUCUCCACGCAGCACGAGGCUAAUAUGCAACGGCUCCGAACUACGAUGGAGAUAAGCGAAGACAAACCAGAGGUCAACUUUACCGAAUGGCACCGCGAGAAUUGCGUCAGCAAUGUCGAAGACGAGAUCGUCAUGCGAGACUUCUCGUGCGCACAAAACGCAAGACAUGCGAUCCCGGCCCGUGGACGUAUGAAGAGGUUGAUCACGGAGCUAUCGACGCUGCAAACAUCGCUGCCAGAGGGAAUUUUCAUCUGCCACGGAUCUUCCCGACUCGACAUCAUGAAGGUGUUGAUUAUCGGACCCAAACAAACCCCUUACGAGCACGGUCUGUUCGAGUUUGACUUAUAUUGCCCCCUAGAUUAUCCCAACUCGCCGCCCUUGAUGAAGUUCAAGACUACGAACGGUGGUAAGAUUCGUUUCAAUCCGAACUUGUACGAAGAUGGCAAAAUAUGCCUUUCCCUGCUUGGCACGUGGGCCGGUGAGCCGUGGAGAGCCGACCAGUCCACUCUACUCCAGGUCCUUGUCAGCAUCCAGUCCAUGAUACUCUGCGAGCAGCCAUGGUACAACGAGCCGGGCCGGGAGGAAACGGAAAACAAGACACAGUCGGUCAGGUAUAACAACGAGAUACGAGCCUGGACUAUGAAGCACGCUAUUCUGCCAUGGAUAAAUGCCGUCGGCGCGAAAGACACGGUCCCGAACAGCGACGCUUCCGCAGCAGUGACCUCCGUCUGGCAGGAAACAGCCCGACUGUACUUACAGGCGAACGCGAAAGAUAUCUUGCAUUCGUCCAAGCAAGCAUGCUCCAAGUCGAAGAAAAGCGCGUUGCAGACUAAUACCACACUUGUCGGCACCGCUCUUCAGACUCAGGGAUAUUUAGAUUAGAAUAACCGAGGUACUCCCAACGAAGGGCCAAGACGAGUUGAGGUACAUGGUCUAAAAGGCACUGGCAUACGGUGCGAGAUUUUGGAAUCUGGAAGACUCCCUUCUCUUACGAAUCCCAUCCAUCCGAUUGGCGAAACUACGGCACAAGCUUCACCCUGAAUUCAGCC
This is a messenger RNA of Annulohypoxylon truncatum, 3516 nucleotides long. RefSeq lists its product as uncharacterized. The transcript has 3 exons. Bases 350 to 3349 code for a protein of 999 amino acids. The record is from RefSeq and is a predicted model, not a curated record. Gene Ontology annotation, molecular function: ubiquitin conjugating enzyme activity. Lineage: Eukaryota; Fungi; Ascomycota; Sordariomycetes; Xylariales; Hypoxylaceae.